Messenger RNA from Tribolium castaneum (red flour beetle), 4493 nucleotides. RefSeq names its product Protein kinase, cAMP-dependent, regulatory subunit type 2 (gene Pka-R2). Gene Ontology annotation, cellular component: cAMP-dependent protein kinase complex. NCBI's taxonomy places the organism in Eukaryota, Metazoa, Arthropoda, Insecta, Coleoptera, Tenebrionidae. The record is from RefSeq and is a predicted model, not a curated record. Gene Ontology annotation, molecular function: cAMP binding; cAMP-dependent protein kinase inhibitor activity; protein kinase A catalytic subunit binding. The transcript is spliced from 5 exons. Bases 371 to 1522 code for a protein of 383 amino acids. Gene Ontology annotation, biological process: negative regulation of cAMP-dependent protein kinase activity.
AAUAGCCGCCCUAUUGGCGUUUGCCACCACUUGUGCUCCGUGCGCCACUGAUGCCGGUCACGUAGUUUCCCUCUUCGCCGCCAGUUUUCCACCUGUCACCUUUUCGAAGUGUCAGUCGAUCAUUAAUCAUUGAUUAUCGCGGCCAAGUGUCGGUGCAGUGACGCCCCGCUCGUGGAAAUGCAGUGAGAAGGCCCCCCUGAGGCAGAGAAACGCGUCCGCAGUUGUCGGCGAGUGGUUCAGUGGUGGUGUUAAAUGCGAGACUCGACGCUUGUGAGCUGGGGGCUCCCGUGAACGGCAGCCGAGGUCUUCUGGCGACGGUGACACCGCGUUUUUCAGAUCCACACGUCGUUGCGUUAUCGCCUUUUGAGAUAUGAGUCGAAGCCAAGGCCGCAUCCAAGUCCCAGAUGAUCUUCGCGAGGUCCUUCUCGAAUUCACCAUAAGCUACCUGCUGGAGCAGCCCGGAGACGUCGUCAACUACGCAGCGGAUUAUUUCAGCCGUUUGAGGGAAACCCGGACCACUCAGAUCGUCUUCGACCAGGCCGGAACCACAGCAUCGUCGCCAGAUGAGUCCACGCUGUCGCGAGAGGAAGAACCGCCGGUGGGCCGAUUUUCGGGCCGUCGCAAGUCCGUCUUUGCCGAGGCUUACGAUCCCGAAGAGGACGAAGACGAUGGCGGAAAAGUCGUUUUUCCGAAAUCGGACGAACAGCGUCAAAGAUUGGCGGAAGCAGUUCGCAAUAUUUUACUGUUCCGUGCCCUCGACAAAGAGCAGAUGCAAGAAGUGUUGGACGCAAUGUUCGAAAGGGUCGUGAAAGAGGGCGAACUCGUUAUCAAGCAAGGCGAUGACGGCGAUAACUUUUAUGUUAUACAAAAUGGCAUAUUUCAUGCCCUCGUUGGCGAGCCCGGCGGCGAACAGAAGCACAUUCACACGUACGAGAACAGCGGCAGUUUUGGGGAAUUGGCCCUUUUAUAUAACAUGCCUCGUGCGGCAACGAUCAAAGCCCAAACAGAUGGCUCCCUUUGGGCGAUGGAUCGCCAAACGUUCCGACGCAUUUUGCUAAAGUCGGCGUUCAAAAAACGAAAGAUGUACGAAACGCUCAUUGAGAGCGUACCGAUGUUAAAGACUUUACAGCCGUACGAACGCAUGAAUCUUGCCGAUGCCCUUGUACCAAAAACCUAUCAAUCGGGCGAUAGAAUAAUCAAACAGGGCGAUGCCGCCGAUGGAAUGUAUUUCGUCGAAGACGGCACUGUCAUUAUCAGCGUCUUGGACGACAGCGGAAAAGAGGUCGAAAUCAAUCGCUUAGGGAAAGGAGGCUACUUUGGCGAGUUGGCCUUGGUCACACAUCGGCCGAGGGCGGCGUCGGCCUACGCCGAAGGCGACGUCAAACUGGCAUUCUUGGACGUGGAGGCGUUCGAGCGACUCUUGGGCCCGUGCAUGCAGCUGAUGAAGCGCAACAUCACCGACUACGAAGAACAAAUGCUCAAGAUCUUCGGCUCAAAGCAUAACAUUCGGGACAUCCGAUGAACGGAGCCGACGACUUGAGUCGCUCCCGCCCGCCGCCUUCUCUGAACGAUAGUCGAACAAACAAUCCCAUCCCAAUUUGUAUUAAUUUAAAAUUAUUACAUGUCGAGUAGUAAACAAUCAACGUGUGUCUACCGUCACUAAAAUUCAUCAUAUAAUCAUCGGAGUGCAACAGUUUACUAGUCAUGUGUAUAUAUAAUAAUGUUAUGAAACUCCUUUUUGUUCUUGUUUCGUUGUUGUUGUUGCUACUGCUGGACGGUGUGCGGCCCUUGCCCUUUUUUCGUCUAGGAAAUGUGCGUGUGUUUGGAUGCAAGUCGUUCGAGUCUUCUCAAGUGUCGUUUUCUCCCCCUACCAGCAAUAUCACACAUGUGGCGAACGGUGUGCCAAAAGUCGUACAAAAGACACGCAAUAACAGUAUUGUCAAUUAGAGUAGGUUCUGCCGAUUUUAGUAUUAUUUGGAACACGCCGAGGCUUUUGGCACAGUUCGUUCGGUUUUGCGUUACUAUUGGGUUUGAUGUUCGCUAUAUUUUGAGGCUAUUAGCGACUUAUACGUUGGCAGUAACCGGGCAGUUAUUGGCAACGUAUUUGUGACACGUUCCUUUAUUUUAAUGUGUUCGAGUUUGUUAUAGUUUUACGGACACCGUAAGAAGACUAGAGCUCCAUGUGAGUCUUUGUUAAUAAUUGUUAAUCGUACAAAAAGGUUAACACAUCUUCUUUAUACAAACAUAUACAUAUUUAUUACAAUGUUAUUUCGUGUGUUCUACGCCAGGUUUUGAGCAGUUGUAUAAGUUUCUUCGAACAAUCAGUUUGUCUGCCGUUUUUGAACUACGCCACGUAGUUCGAGAACAGCCAGACAAUUAAUAAUAAUUAAGGCUGAUAAAUUAUAAAUAUACACUAGAUGGGUCACGAUUGAACGAUAUUAGGCGAAAUGGAGUAUUUAUUUUUAUGUGACGAUAAAUGGAAUUGAGAGAGAGGUGGAACCGGUUAGUUACCUAGUUAUAGUAACUUUUUAAGCAAAGUUACUCAUAUCACAUAAGUUCAGGUGAAAGGUCCUUGUAACAAAACCCGUAAAUUUGUAAGUUAAUACAGAGUUUUUUAUGUUGUGGGUGGGGUUUGUUAGACUGUGUGCCUCCCGUGUUCACAAACAAUCAAAUCAAAUCAAAACACAUUCAUUAGGAAACGGUACAUUUUAGACUAGUUUAAACAAAGCUAAAACAAUGGUCUAUUAUGUGCCUUAAGGCACGCGAGCUUGUUCGAAGAAAAUUCGGAUUGUGAUUGGUCUAGCAAGUCCUACCGGCGGAAUAAUUUAGCACAAUUCUAAUAUUUAAAUGUGUAGAUAUAUAGCUAGGUGUAUUAUGUAGUGGCUUGUCAGUUCAUAUUCACUGUUUCGAGAGAAGGUAGAAAACAGGUCGGUUCAUCCUAUGUGUUAUUUGUCAAAGUUGAAUGUUGAUUGUUUAUCGUGGUAUGUGUUUCUGUCCCGACCAUCUUUUCAUCGGAUCGUCAAGAUCGGAUCACUUAUCGCAGUCCGACUUUGGCGAUCGCUACUGUAAGGUGUCUCUAAGCACGAAUAAUGCCUUUUUACUUAUCGUACCAAAAAUUAGAAUCUCAAUUAAGUUAUUUGUACACAAGAGAUUAAUUAUAAGUGUUCGCCAUGUCACAUGCCAUAUUCUAAACACUCUGAGCUGACUCGCUCGUCCUGUCUGAGAUUCCUUAGUCAUAUGUACUGCUUCCACCAUGAUGACUAAAUGAGCUUAUUAAAUUUACCCGAGUUUUAUUUCACUCCACACCUGAACAUGGAAAAAUUUAAGUGGGUAAUUUUUUGUGCCAUUUUUUGCUAGGCAAGAUAUUUUUUGUCCAAUUUUUUGGUGUCACGAGAAUUUUUUGCCCCAUUUUUUGUGACCUCAACAUUCCUUCAAAAAUUAAAAAUCAGAAAAUCAAAAUUUUUCGCUUUUAAAAUUAUGGUCAUUUAUUUUUUGUCCCAUUUUUUGCUGCUACUGGGUAUUUUUUGUCCCAUUUUUUGCUACCACAUGGGAUUUUUUGCCUCAUUUUUUGCUUCAACAAUAAUUUUUUGCCCCAUUUUUUGUUACUCAAUAUUUUCACAAAAAUUUUUCGCUUUUAAAUUUAUUUGUUAUUUAUUUUUUGUCCCAUUUUUUGCUACUGCAAAUAUUUUUUGUGGGGUUUUUUGCUACCACAAGCAAUUUUUUGCCCCAGUUUUUGCUACCCUUAGAUAUUUUUUGCUCCCACAAGCAAUUUUCAAAAUUUCCUAUACGUAUGUUUUAAGAGUUUUCCAACAAUUAAAUAACUAUUAAUUUUCAUAAAAAAUGUUUUGGGAAGGAAAAGGAAAAUCGGGCCAACUCAUUAACGAAACCUUCAUCAAUUCAAUCAUUUAUUACAAAAUUAAUUCAAUUGUCACUUACAAACACACGAAUACUUCUCAAGCAGUCUCCGGUUCCUUAUUAUACGUGUCCAUGAUCUUCUCCAUAAUCUCCCAAUGCUUGUCCUUUUGCAAAUCCUUGACAAACACCGAGUACCAAGUCUCAUCGUCCUUGUCCUCAAUCAGGGGCAACCUCACCCCGUAACACUGCAACGCUAAUGAAAUACAAGCGACUGCAACGUGCUGGGGCUGGUAAUCGAGGAUGCUCGGGUCGUGGUGGAAGUCCUGAAGGAACGCAGCCGAAGUCCUGGCAACCGGAACCUGACUCCAUUGCUCCUUCCCCAGCCAACUUUCCAUCGACCUGAGAUAGUGCAACAUGUACUUAUGCGGGUGCGUGAUGGACACUUCGAAUUUCAGCACUCGCAUAAUGAGCAGCUCCGCCUGGACGAUGGCGUCGCGCAUACUCCAGUACUCGUCGCCGAUCUCAAGGGGGCUGCUGCCGCGGUGGAGGGUGUUGUGGGCCACGUUGAUGAUGUCGCGGAUCUUCAGGGGGUCGUCCUUCACCUUGCCGGCGAGGUACAGCGACGAGGCGGCGAUCAG